Molecule: messenger RNA, 4738 nt
Organism: Drosophila ficusphila
Lineage: Eukaryota; Metazoa; Arthropoda; Insecta; Diptera; Drosophilidae
Gene: Octbeta1R
Product: octopamine receptor beta-1R
Exons: 8
Coding region: 314-1837 (507 amino acids)
Biological process (GO): adenylate cyclase-activating adrenergic receptor signaling pathway
Cellular component (GO): membrane
Molecular function (GO): octopamine receptor activity; adrenergic receptor activity
Source: RefSeq, a predicted model, not a curated record
UUUGCUGCUGUCGGUUGUGUCCGCGCUCCGGUGACUGAACAUCCCGAACAUCCUGAACUGAAACGGGGGCCUCGACUUCUCGGAGCUCCGUGCUGCUCGGCACACACCUGUGCGCUUUCUCCCUCCACUGGCGAGUAACGCAACUUGGCAACCGAUUGGCAAUAAUAGUGGUCAUCAGAAGGAGUCCAACGAAAUAGCAAACGUCCUGCAGCAUGUCCUUGCCGUCGAGAGUGCUUUCUUCUGUGUGGCUCUAGAUCAACAUUUGGCUCUGGCAACUAAGAGGCUUUAGGCAAACAACACUUGUGCUCCCAACAUGACGCUCCUGCAGAGACUGCAGGCCAUGUCGGCCACCACAACCAGGACGAUGCUCGAGGGCGGGCUCAGCAUCGCCGGCGGGACGAGGCAGCCGCCCGCAGGACAGCUUCCCGUGCUGGAGGAGUCCGCCUCGCACGCUCGCUACCUGAAGUUCAUUGCCGACGGACUCAUCGACGAGGGAUUGGGCAGCGCGGUGGGCAGCGGGAGCAGCAUCGCCGUCUCCGUGGAGGACGUGAUGGCUGGACAGGCGCAGGACAUCCCGGCGGACGCGGAAGGAGCCACCGACGACGCCGACGGCAGCAGCCACCUGGCGUUAGUCUUCGUCAAGUGUUUCAUUAUUGGUUUCAUCAUCCUGGCCGCCAUCCUGGGCAACAUGCUGGUGAUUGUGUCCGUCAUGCGCCACCGGAAAUUGCGCAUCAUUACCAACUACUUUGUGGUCUCGCUGGCCGUCGCCGACAUGCUGGUCGCCCUCUGCGCGAUGACAUUCAAUGCCUCCGUGAUGAUCUCCGGCAAGUGGAUGUUCGGCUCCGUGAUGUGCGACAUGUGGAACAGCUUCGACGUCUACUUCUCCACCGCGAGCAUCAUGCACCUCUGCUGCAUCUCCGUCGACAGAUACUACGCCAUCGUCCAGCCGCUGGACUACCCACUGAUCAUGACGCAGCGGCGCGUGUUCAUCAUGCUCCUGAUGGUCUGGCUCUCGCCGGCCCUCCUCUCCUUCCUGCCCAUCUGCUCGGGCUGGUACACAACGAGCGAGAACUACAAGUAUCUCAAGUCGAAUCCGCAUAUCUGCGAGUUCAAAGUGAACAAGGCCUACGCCAUCGUGAGCUCCUCGAUGAGCUUCUGGAUCCCGGGCAUCGUGAUGCUCUCGAUGUACUACCGCAUUUACCAGGAGGCCGACCGGCAGGAGCGACUCGUCUACAGAUCCAAGGUGGCCGCCCUGCUGCUCGAGAAGCAUCUGCAGAUUAGCCAAAUUCCCAAGCCGCGCCCCAGCAUCCAGGUGGAGCAGUCGACCAUCUCGACGAUGCGGCGGGAGCGGAAGGCCGCCCGCACCCUGGGCAUCAUCAUGAGCGCCUUCCUCAUCUGCUGGCUGCCGUUCUUCCUCUGGUACAUCGUGUCCUCGCUGUGCGAUAGCUGCAUCACUCCGCGCCUCCUCGUCGGCAUCCUGUUCUGGAUCGGCUACUUCAACUCGGCCCUGAACCCCAUUAUUUAUGCGUACUUCAACCGCGACUUCAGGGCCGCCUUCAAGAAGACCCUCAAGAGCCUCUUCCCCUACGCCUUCUACUUCUGCCGCCGCGGGAGGGGAAGGGACAACGACCUCGAUCUGGAGUUCGGUGGCCCCAGCCGGCGGGGCACCAACGGCAACCGGGCCGGAUCCGGGUCCGCCGAGCUGCCCAACUGCGUCAACUCCACGGCCUCCUCCGAGAUCCACAUGAGCGUGAUGCGGGCUCGCCAGUACGCCGUCAACGUGACGCCCACCACGGAUGCCCAGAUGCAGCAGCUCCACCCGCUGUACUCCAACUAGAUCUUGGCUGCUCCAGCUGCUCCAGAAUCCAGAGUCCAGAACCCAAAUCACUCGACAGCUCGAAACACUCCUCGAGGGGGGAGGAAAAAGAAUUUAACCACAAAUAAUAAAUAGCUACCGCAACAAUACGACAAUCCCACAGAUAAAAGAGAGCCUUCGAGAACAGCAAAUUGACGUGCAAAUGAAUUGAAAUACAAAUAGACAUACUCGUACAUAUUUACGCGUCACGGAGUCAGGAAUUUCAUAAAGAAGUGUUUAUAAAUGCGCAUGCAAGUAGAUAUAUGAAUUGAAUGUUUGAUAUACGUAUAUAAAACGCUAGAUGUUUAUUGAUUGGAAUAAUACUCAACAAAAAUAAGUAAUCGCUACAGUUACACUGCGAGAAACAGUGUGGGUUGCAAUCCUGGUUGAGCAGUUCCUUCGUACGAGCUUGUUUUUUGAUUUUGAUAGAAUGAUUUGAACAUUUUGUAAAUAGUCGAAGGAAAUGCGCAACCAGGCUUGAACUCUAUUUUGUAGCAGAGUGUUCAUAUUGGUUUAAUAACUUAAUUUUGAAUUGCAAUGACACAGGUCAUUCGGAUCGUUCAAUACAUUAAAAUUGUCUAGUUCAUUAAACUUAAAUCAAAGUAUAUAUAUAUCAUAAUACAUAACCGAAUAGAUUCAUUCGUAUUUGUAGAGCCUAAAGCACGACUAACAUAUCCAUUGGGUCUACUACUUAGACCUCAACUUAGCCGUCAACUUCGAUGUUUCCCGACUCAAAGUCCCACACUGUUGUUGUAGUCGAAUUAGCGCCAGAUAAACACAUUAUAUACGAACUAUAUACCUGUAGCUAUGUACCUCCACCUGCAAGUAGAUGCAACUGACAUUCGCAGAACUGUUUUGUAAUCUUUCGGGCCACCGUGACUAAUUCCUAGCGCUAUUCUCUUGCCUGGACAAUCCGAACGACUUUCGCUUUCGUUUCGAACUUAGUUGAGUAGCAGAUAAAUAGGAGGAGUUAUCAGCAACUGCCACGCCCCCUCGCCGAAUUUGUCACCGCCACAGCCAUUGCGCCCAUAAAUCAAAGGUGCUCCAGCGGAAAGCUGGCUAAAACUGUUUGCCCAAAGUAUCAGAACGCUGCAAAAAGUGUACGAGUGUAGGACGAGUAUACGACAUGCAUAAACGCCGACUUUUCCUACGAUUCACAGUCAUUAUUUAAAGCGCCGGCUUAAGGGCUCACCGCCGUCGACAAAUGAGCAUCUGCCUUCUCUGUCGGCGGGACUCGGCCCGCUUUUCUGUCAAUAUUUGCUUUAUUUAACUCUCGACGCUCUGUUUAAACUGCGGAACGCCCACGGAAAGUUGGCAGUCGGCGGCGAUGAUAACAUUUGAAAUGUAGCCAAAUAUUGUUAACUAAAUUAACGUCGAACGAUUCAGAGUUAAAGUACAAAGCGCGAAUGCUCUCUAAAUACUUAUCCUCGACUAAAAUAACCUGAACACAUUUAUUUUCGGCUACAAAAGUCAUUUCUUUGUUGCCACAAGUGUUUCCAGGUGCAAUGCACCUCCCUAGAAUGUGCAAAAGGAAACAAGCUUGGCAAAAACAAAUUAUACUGUCACUUACAAAAGACAUAAAUUAAGUAGCAAAACGAUAAGCUUAAGCCACUUUAGUUGGUUAAAAUGCUCGCAUAUAUUACUUUCAAAGCAGCUGUGCUUUAAACUGAAUGAACUGGAAAUGUACUUCCUCGUUUAAGCACCUCCUAUACCCACAAGUUAGGGUAUUUAUUUUCGGAACAGUGUGGCACGUGUCCGUAAACCACCUGGAUAACAGCAGAAAAAAACAGGCGUAAUUAACAAAAAUACGAUUUAGUUUAACCGCAAAUUGGCAUGUCAACUGAUGGGAGCAUGUGACUUUCGGUUGGCAAAAAAACUAAACUAAAAAGUUCAUGCAAACGUCGAAAGAGUAAAUAAUUAAAUUAUGGCAAUUAGGUAGAGCUCGCGACGAUUACAGUCGCUUGUAAAAGUAUGCUGCCGAGUCACUCCCUGAUGCAAUCUAGACAAAUCCCCGGAUGGCGAUGACUUGAGCAACUAUUUCUGCCAGCGCCUGUAUUAUAAUCUUAUACGACUGAUUCAUUUUCGUUUCCUACUUUUUUGACAGUGGAUGUUGCCAGUUGGAAUACAGAGUACCUUGAAUAAAACCAUUAUUACAAAUAUAUACUCGUAAAGCUGAAAAGGGCUCAAGUUCAAAUUCAUCGUUCAGAUGCACUCAAAUCGAAGCCAAACCAAAACAAAUUAAAUGUCCAACAGAAACGCUGAGCUGAAGCUUAUUUUGUAACAAACUGAGUGUCUAAUCAUAAAGGUAGUCGAAUAAUUGUUAAAUAUUGUAUGUAUUAUGCAUGUGAAUAGUUGAAAUCAGUGCAAUGUAAAGCGAGCAAAUAAAAGAGAGUUUUAACAGCAGACCACAUCAAGGCAAUUAAGAAUUAAUGCGAAAUUCAUAUAUUCAUACGUAACUCGGCCACACGCCAUUAAAUAUGAAAUGCAAACAGAAGUGACAACAGCGGAGAAUGUUAAUUAAAUUGUGGAAAAUAUUUACAAGUCAACAAAUCAUGAAAUCGAGAAAAACAAACAGCUAGCACGGUCCUGUGGUCGAUUGUCGGUCAAUUUCGGAAACGUACUCAGAUACUCGUACUCGUCGAACUUCCGCGUUUCACGAGCAAAAAGUUAGGCGAAACCCUCGACUUAAGUAAAUGUUAACAUGUGCGUUUUUCAGUGGACACUAUAUUAAAUUAUACAUAUAUAUUUAUUAUACAGAGGGAUAUGUUUACGGUGUAUGCAUGUAUUGUAUAUAGUACGCGAUACAUAUAAAUUAAUGAAAUGAAGCAAUUACAAUCGUAUGGAAUAAAAGUAAAGGUAAUAAUAAAAAGGUUCAAAACAUCA